UUGGCAUAGACGCCAAAAAUGGCUGCGGCUGGAUUUGACGAUGUAAUUCUAAGAGAUCUAAAGUCACAUCUUGUCACGGCAAGAAUACCGAUCGAAAGUCUGUCUACAUUAGCAAGGCAAGGAGCGGAAGAGCUGGUGCAGAAAUUUCUUACUGAGAAUAUUAAUAUUGAAGGCUCAGGACUUCAGGCAAGGCAAAGUCAGCUUUAUAUUGCUUGUUUCUGGGGUAUCAGAGAGAUUGCUGAACAGCUUCUUCUCACUGGAGCAGACCCCAGUAAGCAAAACAAGGGAUCAUUGUGGACUCCACUCCAUGCAGCUACGUUUCAGGAACAUGGGCCGACAGUGAUGUUGCUUCUUGAAUAUGGGGCUCAGCCAGAACUUCCAGAUUCAGAAGGACGAACACCAAAGGACUUUGCAUCAGCUUCAGACAAAAUUUGGCCAUUGUUUGCUGCCAUGGGUUUGGAACGUACAACAAGAACAGAACUUAUCGAAAAAAGAAUCAUAAGAAAGGAAUCAGCUCAGACUUCUUCAAGAACAACAGGAUAUGGCAUUAAAAUGGCAGACUACUCAGGUCAGCUCGAAAAGUCUGGUGAACAAGAGAGCUUCGUCCAAGCUGCCAUGAUGGGUGAUGUUUUGGCUGAUGAGCAAGAUCACAGCAGACAGAGUCGAACAAUUAACCAGCCUCGCUUUUCGCUCUGGAACUAACCAGGUUAACUGCUGACCAUAUAUUGUGUGAUUUAAAAAUAUAUUGGCAAGCUUUAUAUUAUGUUGAGAAAGUAAUUUUCUUCAUUCAUCUUAAGGAAUUAAGCUUGUUACUACUAAAGUUCUGCUCCAGAAAUGCCUACAUUACGAACACAUCAAACAUUCAGACACUUCAGUAAGUGCACGAAAGUGCUAUCAAAAGGUUAGCUUUUCCACUUGGGAAAUUUGUUUCUUUGUGAGAUUGUGACGACUGCACUUUGCAUCGUUCACAGAAUCUUGGAUUCGAUUUAGCUUUUUCGUUUAUCAACUGCCAAUCUUCUUUCACCUGGGCUUUAUAAGAACGGUACUAACGUGUAUCGUUUUGUCGAGGCUUUUUUUGUACCAUCCAGCAUUACUAACUGAAAUAUAUUUGUCAAGCAUCCUCAAGGCGCAUAAGUUUGCUUCCCAUUAAUGUAAAUAAAAUUACUAUUAUCACAUUCAUAACGUCGCGAUAUUAGCAAAACAAAACAGUAUUACACUGCUUUUUUAAGUUUACGACUUGCUUGGAUUUGUAUUUUAUGUGUGUUUCUGUAUUCAGAUUGAAAUCAUUUGUGGCUCAGUACCCAAUUAAUUACUCAUAUUUUUCAGUAUUACGUGAGGUCAGAGCUAUUUUAUAUCGAUAUCGAAUUUAAUUGAGAUGUCAAUCCAACUCCGUCUCAAAUGUAUCUUACAGUUCUAUUUCGAGUUCUGUUAUAUGGCCGACAAAGUAUCGCUAGAAAAUCCGUCCUCCUGUUCAUGAAACUGAGCUGCCGCAAUUCGGAUACAUCGAGAUAAUCGGAUAAAUUAGCAACCGUUUAACAAUCUGGAAUGAACAUUUUGUAAUACAGCCUUUUAAAGGAGUCGUGGAGAAAUGUUGUCUUCUCUUUAAAGAAAGGGUUGACGCAUAUUUGGUCGUUACUUCCAGCACAUUUUGUUUUCAAAAUCAGUCAGUGAGAGCAACACAACGAUCACGUUUUACUCGACAUCGAACUUUGAGAGGUCGACUCACGCUUUGCAGUGACAUUGAGAUUUCAGAUUGCGAUCAUCGGUCUGCAAUCCAAUUAGACAGUUGUUUGGGCUUCACUGUUAAAGUCUCUGGAAGCACGACAAAGACUCUCUGCAGCAGACAUAAAAUAUUGACUGGAUAAAAAUCUGUCUAAUUUGUGAAUGAUUGAGAUACGAAAGCGGAAUUUUUAAAAUGACUAAGUAAAAAAAGAUUUCGUAGGAUAAGUUUAAAAAAGGAGGGGAAAAUGAGAAAAAUGUACAGAAACAGCACAAAUACAAGCGAAAUGUCUCUUGUCGCUGUCAUGAAGCUAAAUGAUUCAAGAAGAUAGCCCCAGAAUGCAUCGCUCUGCCUUCUAAUUAUUGAUAGAAAGCUCUUGAUUAAGUGCUUGUUUAAUAGUGUCGUCUGAUUACGCCCGGUGAAGUGUUCACUCUUGCAGCUUGCCUGUUAGGGCGCACGCUAGCCCAAGCUCGGCUUUGUGUCCCUGCAUAUGAGAUCCUUUUUUUAUAUUUUGGAAAAGUUUAUUUCUCGGGUGGAAUUUUUUUGUUUGUCCUUGAUAAUUCUCUCACGAACCAGUACUUUCGUAAUUGCGUGAUAGCCACUCGUUUCAUAGUGUACAUUAGUUUUGACAGAGGACUGUGUGGGUUGCACAUGAGCAGACCUACCCCGGGGACUUAUUAUAGUUGUCUGUCUGAUUUUAUUCAAAUGAUCUGUGUCACAAGCGUACAUUCGUGCGUGCGUGAGUGCCUAAGUAUGUGUAUGCUUGCGUGCGCGCGCGCGUGUAUGUGUGUGUGUUCGCGCGCACGUUCGUGAGUUCGCACGUGGGCCUAUUCGUGUCUUUUGCACAUAUUAUCAUGCCUGAAUGUUGCGUUACUGUUUGUAAAACUGCCAUACCUCGCAUCUCAGUGUCAUUAAAGUUAGACUCAGAAACCAAAUAUGGGGCCGCAUACUGUUUUCUGGUAACUCAACUAUGAAUGACAUUUAACAGGAAACAAAUGAUAAGAGAGUGGGUAACACGGCUAUUUCGAGGUACGAUGUCGUAGUACAAUAGUAAAUGUCUUGUACAUAUUUUCAUCUUGACCUGUACACUUGAGCCAGUCUUGACCUUAUCUGAUACACCGAAACACUGUAAUAUUAUGUAUCAUUUUUCUUGGUUUGAAAGUGAGAUUCUAGCAAUAUAUAAAAUCUGCUGUGUCGCCGGAGUGAAUGUUUCUAAAAUUGUAAGAUUAUCGAAGUGCGUUAAUAAAAAUAAAAUGUUUCUGUA
Messenger RNA from Pomacea canaliculata, 2984 nucleotides. Its product is annotated as oxysterol-binding protein-related protein 1-like. Gene Ontology annotation, molecular function: protein binding. The transcript has 8 exons. The coding region runs from base 19 to 702 and encodes 227 amino acids. The record is from RefSeq and is a predicted model, not a curated record. Lineage: Eukaryota; Metazoa; Mollusca; Gastropoda; Architaenioglossa; Ampullariidae.